AUGGAUCAAAUUCUUCAAGGAUUUGAGAAGUGUAUUUGUAAACAAGAUGACAUCUUGAUAGGGGGAGAUGAUUGGCAAGAGAAUCUCAAGAUACUUGCUAAGGUGUUGGACAGGCUGCACAAAUACAACUUGCACUUGAAACUACCAAAGUGUGAGUUUUUGAAGCCUGAAUUGGUUUACCUAGGUCUGAGAAUAAGUGCCGAAGGCCUGCAACCGGUGGAGGAGAAGAUCAGUGCAGUGAAAAGUGCCCCAGCGCCACAAAAUGUAAGUGAAUUAAGAUCUUUCCUGGGCAUGGUUCAGCAGACUGUGGAGAGAUCAAUCAGGCUUCUCAAGGGAAGGUGGCGAAAGCUACAACAUCUUGACCAUCUUAAUCUAAAACUAAUAGUCCCGCUUAUCAUUGGUGCCUGUGUUCUCCACAAUGUUUGCCUUAUACAUGAUGACUUUGAUGAAGGUUACAUGCUUGACAAUGAGGAUGAUGGUGACAAUGAUGGUGGUAAUGACAAUGGUAUCGCUGGACGAAAUGACAGAUUAGCCCAACAGAAGAGAAAUAAUUUGAAGGCUGUUACAUAUGCUAACCGCAUCUAA
This is a messenger RNA of Stylophora pistillata, 585 nucleotides long. Its product is annotated as retrovirus-related Pol polyprotein from transposon 17.6. The record is from RefSeq and is a predicted model, not a curated record. Lineage: Eukaryota; Metazoa; Cnidaria; Anthozoa; Scleractinia; Pocilloporidae.